GCGGGCGGAGCGAGGUCCGGCGCCGCCGGGCGAGAGUUCGCAGUGGGGUAAGCGGGACGGCUGGGCGUGGGGCUGCAUGCCCGUACCCCAGCGCCAGGCAGGACGGUCAAAAGUUUGAGCCCAACCUGGGUGACUUUUGAGACUUGGUCUCACAAUUUUAGAAGAGGUGGGGGCGAAGAUGUACCGGGAGCAAAGGGCCGGGGUGCACUUCCCGGUACCGGAAAAGCAGGUCCAGAAUGUCCAUACCGGCCUUGACCUGUCCGUGCCCCAACACCAAGAAGUGCGGGGCAGGAUGCUCUCCGGCCAUGUGGAAUACCAGAUCCUGGUGGUAACCCGGCUGGCCGCCUUCAAAUCAGCCAAGCACAAGCCCGAGGAUGCCGUUCAGUUCUUGGUCUCCAAGAAGUACAGCGAGAUAGAGGAGUUUUACCACAAACUGAGCAGUCGUUACCCAACAGCCAGUCUGCCCCCACUGCCCAGGAAGGUCCUGUUUGUCGGGGACUCUGACAUCCGGGAAAGGAGAGCCAUGUUCAGUGAGAUUCUGCGCUGUGUCGCCGAGGAUGUCCAGUUGGCAGGCAGCCCUGAGCUGCUAGAGUUCUUAGAGAUGAACAAAGCGUCCAAACCUACGCUUCUCAGACUGUCUGAGGGGGAAGCAUCGCUUUUUCAUCCCCAGCCCAUCACAGGCUGGUGCCUUGGCAGACACCACAGGCUCAGCAGUGGCGCUAAUGCCAGGCUUGCUGCGGAAGCUUCUGGACGCUUGCUCUCCCUGUCUGUCCUGCCUUAUCACGGAUGCCUGUCUGUGGACUGCACUCUGAGAAGGGGCACCAGAUCCCCAGGGGCUGCAGGUCUCACUAGCAGAGAUUCUUCUGCCCUGGGUGACACAGGAAGCCAGACUGGAGAUGGUGAGGAGGCGUUUGAUUUCUUUGAGCAGCAGGACCAAGUGGCUAGUGUGGGUCAGCCCGUCCUGGGCCAGAGAAGUGAGGCUGGAGAGAAGUCCGAGGAAGAGGAGGAGGAGGAGGAGGAGGAGGAGGAGGAGCUGGAUCCCCUGGGAAUUCUACGCUCCAAGAAGCCCAAGAAACGCCCUGAGGUAGCUGUGAAGGCCAAGCCCUUGCCCCGGCUUACCAUCUUUGAUGAGGAGGAGGACCUUGAUGGAAAGCUCUUUGGCCCAGGCAGGAGGCUAUCCCCGAAGAGCCCUUCCAAGGGCGUGCCCCCCAUGGACUCCCUGAAGCUGUUUGAUGACCCUGACCUCGGUGGGCCCGUUGCCCUGGGUGACCCCUUGCUGUUGCCAACCACCUGUGAGCAUGGAGGGUUCACUUCCAGCCUGGGUCGCAAGGAGACCUCUGACCAACUCUUCAGAGUUGAGGAGGACUUGGACCAGAUUCUGAACCUAGGGGCUGAGCCCAAACCCAAGCCCCAGCCUAAGCCCAAGCCUAAGCCCAAGCCACCCAUGGCAGAGAAGCCAGCACUGCCCAGGAAACCAGCUGUGCCCUCCAGAUCAGGCCUGUCAGAAGCCGAGGUCACACAGCAGAAGCAGCAGCAGCAGAUCCAAGCAAUGGACGAGAUGGACAUCCUACAGUACAUCCGGGACCAUGAUGCACCUGUCCAGGCCUCCCCCAGCCUCUUCUGAUGCCCACUUGACGCUGACCUCUGCUGUACCCUCUCCUGUGGAGGCCUGUGUGGGAGUAGGUGGCAGGCGCCUGCCCUGUUCAGCUAGUACCUCCAUUCCCGGGCACACAGGGACACCCAGGCCCUGGACCAUGCCAUUCCCUUUUAUCGUGGGCUGUGGGCUCAACUGGAACCCCCAGAAGAGUGGAGGUGACCAUAGGAAUUGAAGCCGUGCUGUCUCGGUGCAGCUGGGUGUGGCGGGGAGAAGGGAGGUCCCUUGCUCACCAGGUGCCUGGGGUGAGCUGUGAGUGGCCCCGUGGUGGUGUCCUAUGAGAAAAUGACACCUCCUGCCCACUGGCUGGGCUGCUGUGGGGACUGCGCAGCCUGGCUGCUGUGGCUGGAGAGGGACCCCAAGUGGGAGAGCCAGGCUGUCUGGGGUGUCCCGAGCCGCCUCUGGGCCCCGUUCUGAGGAGGAAGUUAGGCCCAGCCCUGCCCCAGGAGGAGGGAGACCUGCAAGCCCAGGUCUUCCCUCCACUUCCUUUCCCAGUGGCCUUCUGGGCACAGAGCCAGUGCCCCGCAGCACAGCCCUCAGCAGCACGGGCUGCCAUGUCCCCUGAGUUUGGCUUCCUCCUCUCGUGGACAUGGUGCUCUAGGGCCUUCCCACCCUCAGGUGUAGCUUUUCUCAGUGGCCUUUUACCAGCGCAGGGCAGCACCUCAGACCUGGCCUGGGUACACGGGGCUGGGCACCAUGUGGCCUCGGGAACCUCGCCAUGAAUGAAUCAUGUUUUGUGGAGCAAAGGAUGUUGGGAUGUGUUUCCUGGAUACGUUCUUCAUGCUUAGAGCCAGUUUUUAAUGAAACAUGAUAGUUUUCAACAAAA
This is a messenger RNA of Chinchilla lanigera (long-tailed chinchilla), 2480 nucleotides long. It is a transcript of the gene Hs1bp3, whose product is annotated as HCLS1 binding protein 3. Lineage: Eukaryota; Metazoa; Chordata; Mammalia; Rodentia; Chinchillidae. The transcript is spliced from 8 exons. Gene Ontology annotation, molecular function: phosphatidylinositol binding. Bases 179 to 1624 code for a protein of 481 amino acids. The record is from RefSeq and is a predicted model, not a curated record.